This is a messenger RNA of Dipodomys ordii (Ord's kangaroo rat), 6256 nucleotides long. RefSeq names its product AT rich interactive domain 1A (SWI-like) (gene Arid1a). The transcript is spliced from 16 exons. Gene Ontology annotation, biological process: positive regulation of DNA-templated transcription; regulation of transcription by RNA polymerase II; chromatin remodeling. Gene Ontology annotation, cellular component: nucleoplasm; nBAF complex; brahma complex. Lineage: Eukaryota; Metazoa; Chordata; Mammalia; Rodentia; Heteromyidae. Gene Ontology annotation, molecular function: nucleosome binding; DNA binding. The coding region runs from base 25 to 4932 and encodes 1635 amino acids. The record is from RefSeq and is a predicted model, not a curated record.
UCUGGUUCAAUAGAUGAUCUCCCCAUGGGGACAGAAGGAGCUCUGAGUCCUGGAGUGAGCACAUCAGGGAUUUCCAGCAGCCAAGGAGAGCAGAGCAACCCAGCUCAGUCUCCUUUCUCGCCUCAUACCUCCCCUCACCUUCCUGGCAUCCGAGGCCCCUCCCCUUCCCCUGUUGGCUCUCCUGCCAGUGUUGCUCAGUCUCGCUCAGGACCACUCUCGCCUGCUGCAGUGCCAGGCAACCAGAUGCCACCUCGGCCACCCAGUGGCCAGUCAGACAGCAUCAUGCAUCCUUCCAUGAACCAAUCAAGCAUUGCCCAAGAUCGAGGUUAUAUGCAGAGGAACCCUCAGAUGCCCCAAUACAGUUCCCCCCAGCCCGGCUCGGCCUUAUCUCCACGUCAGCCUUCUGGAGGACAGAUGCACACAGGCAUGGGCUCCUACCAGCAGAACUCCAUGGGGAGCUACGGUCCCCAAGGGGGUCAGUAUGGCCCACAAGGAGGUUACCCCAGGCAGCCAAACUAUAAUGCCUUGCCCAAUGCCAACUACCCCAAUGCAGGCAUGGCUGGAAGCAUGAAUCCCAUGAGUGCUGGAGGUCAAAUGCAUGGGCAGCCUGGUAUCCCACCUUAUGGCACUCUCCCUCCAGGGAGAAUGAGUCAUGCCUCAAUGGGUAACAGGCCUUAUGGUCCUAAUAUGGCCAAUAUGCCACCUCAGGUUGGGUCUGGGAUGUGUCCCCCUCCAGGGGGCAUGAACCGGAAAACUCAAGAAUCUGCUGUCGCCAUGCAUGUUGCUGCCAAUUCUAUACAAAACAGGCCACCAGGCUAUCCCAAUAUGAAUCAAGGGAGCAUGAUGGGAACUGGACCUCCCUAUGGACAAGGGAUCAAUAGCAUGGCUGGCAUGAUCAACCCACAGGGACCCCCAUAUCCCAUGGGUGGAACCAUGGCCAACAAUUCAGCAGGGAUGGCAGCCAGCCCAGAGAUGAUGGGCCUUGGGGAUGUCAAGUUAACUCCAGCUACCAAAAUGAACAACAAGGCAGAUGGGACACCCAAGACAGAAUCUAAAUCCAAGAAAUCCAGUUCUUCUACUACCACCAAUGAGAAGAUCACCAAGUUAUAUGAGCUAGGUGGUGAACCUGAGAGGAAGAUGUGGGUGGACCGUUAUCUGGCCUUCACGGAGGAAAAGGCAAUGGGCAUGACAAAUCUGCCUGCUGUGGGUAGAAAACCUCUGGACCUUUACCGCCUCUAUGUGUCAGUAAAAGAAAUUGGUGGAUUGACUCAGGUCAAUAAGAACAAAAAAUGGCGGGAACUUGCGACCAACCUCAAUGUGGGCACAUCAAGCAGUGCUGCCAGCUCCUUAAAAAAGCAGUAUAUCCAAUGUCUCUAUGCCUUUGAGUGCAAGAUUGAACGGGGAGAAGACCCUCCCCCGGACAUCUUUGCAGCUGCUGAUUCCAAGAAGUCCCAGCCCAAGAUCCAGCCUCCCUCUCCUGCGGGAUCAGGGUCUAUGCAGGGGCCACAGACUCCUCAGUCAACCAGCAGUUCCAUGGCAGAGGGAGGAGACCUGAAGCCACCAACUCCAGCAUCCACACCACACAGUCAGAUUCCCCCUUUGCCAGGCAUGAGCAGGAGCAAUUCUGUCGGGAUCCAGGAUGCCUUUCCUGAUGGAAGUGACCCCACAUUCCAGAAGCGGAAUUCCAUGACUCCAAACCCUGGGUACCAGCCCAGUAUGAAUACCUCUGACAUGAUGGGGCGCAUGUCCUAUGAGCCAAAUAAGGAUCCUUACGGCAGCAUGAGAAAAGCUCCUGGGAGUGAUCCCUUCAUGUCCUCAGGGCAGGGCCCCAACGGAGGGAUGGGUGACCCUUACAGCCGUGCUACUGGCCCUGGGCUGGGAAAUGUGGCUAUGGGACCACGACAGCACUAUCCCUAUGGAGGUCCUUAUGACAGAGUGAGGACUGAGCCUGGAAUAGGUCCUGAGGGAAAUAUGGGCAGUGGAGCCCCACAGCCAAAUCUCAUGCCUUCCACCCCAGACUCGGGGAUGUAUUCUCCUAGCCGCUACCCCCCACAGCAGCAGCAGCAGCAACAGCAAAGACAUGAUUCCUAUGGCAAUCAGUUCUCCACCCAAGGCACCCCAUCUGGCAGCCCUUUCCCCAGCCAGCAGACCACAAUGUAUCAACAGCAGCAACAACAGAAUUAUAAGCGGCCAAUGGAUGGCACAUAUGGUCCUCCUGCCAAGCGGCAUGAAGGGGAGAUGUACAGUGUGCCAUACAGCACUGGGCAGGGGCAGCCUCAGCAGCAGCAAUUGCCCCCAGCCCAGUCCCAAUCUGCCAGCCAGCAACAAGCUGCCCAGCCUUCCCCUCAGCAAGAUGUGUACAACCAGUAUAGCAAUGCCUAUCCUGCUACUGCCACCGCUGCAACUGAGCGCCGACCAGCAGGCGGCCCCCAGAACCAGUUUCCAUUCCAGUUUGGCCGAGACCGUGUCUCUGCACCCCCUGGCUCCAAUGCCCAGCAGAACAUGCCACCACAGAUGAUGGGUGGUCCUAUACAGGCAUCAGCUGACGUUGCUCAGCAAGGCACCAUGUGGCAGGGGCGUAAUGACAUGACCUAUAAUUAUGCCAACAGGCAGAGCACAAGCUCUGCUCCCCAGGGUCCUGCAUAUCAUGGUGUGAACCGAACAGAUGAAAUGCUGCACACGGAUCAGAGGGCCAACCAUGAAGGCCCAUGGCCUUCCCAUGGCACACGCCAGCCUCCAUAUGGCCCCUCUGCCCCCGUGCCUCCCAUGACAAGACCCCCUCCAUCUAACUAUCAGCCCCCACCAAGCAUGCAGAAUCACAUUCCUCAGGUAUCCAGCCCCGCUCCCCUGCCCCGGCCAAUGGAGAACCGCACCUCUCCUAGCAAGUCUCCAUUCCUGCACUCUGGGAUGAAAAUGCAAAAGGCAGGUCCACCAGUACCUGCCUCACACAUAGCACCUACCCCUGUGCAGCCCCCCAUGAUUCGGCGGGAUAUCACCUUUCCACCUGGCUCUGUUGAAGCCACACAGCCUGUGUUGAAGCAGAGAAGGCGGCUCACAAUGAAAGACAUUGGAACCCCGGAGGCAUGGCGGGUAAUGAUGUCCCUCAAGUCUGGUCUCCUGGCAGAGAGCACAUGGGCAUUAGACACCAUUAACAUCCUACUGUAUGAUGACAACAGCAUUAUGACCUUCAACCUCAGUCAGCUCCCAGGGUUGCUAGAGCUCCUUGUGGAGUACUUCCGUCGAUGCCUGAUUGAGAUUUUUGGCAUUUUAAAGGAAUAUGAGGUGGGUGACCCAGGACAAAGAACACUACUGGACCCUGGAAGAUUCAGUAAGGUGUCUAGUCCAGCCCCCACAGAGGGGGAGGAAGAAGAAGAACUUCUAGGUCUGAAACUAGAGGAGGAGGAAGAGGAAGAAGAAGUAGUUGAAAAUGAUGAGGAGAUGGCCUUUUUGAGCAAGGACAAGCCAGCUUCAGAGAAUAGUGAGGAGAAGCUAGUCAGCAAGUUUGACAAGCUUCCAGUAAAGAUUGUACAAAAGAAUGACCCAUUUGUGGUGGACUGCUCAGAUAAGCUUGGGCGUGUGCAGGAGUUUGACAGUGGCUUGCUACACUGGCGGAUUGGUGGUGGGGACACCACUGAGCAUAUCCAGACCCACUUUGAGAGCAAAACAGAACUGCUGCCUUCUCGGCUUCAUGUGCCAUGUCCCACAGCCUCCCGGAAACAUGUCAUCACAGAGGGCACAGUAGGGACGACAGAACAGGAAGGGCCCCCUCCUGAUGGCCCACCAGAAAAACGGAUCACAGCCACUAUGGAUGAUAUGUUGUCCACCCGCUCUAGCACAUUGAACGAGGAGGGAGUUAAGAGUGCAGAGGCCACCAAGGAAAGCAGCAAGUUUCCAUUUGGCAUCAGUCCAGCACAGAGCCACCGGAACAUCAAGAUCCUAGAAGAUGAGCCCCACAGUAAGGACGAGACCCCACUGUGUACCCUUCUGGACUGGCAGGAUUCCCUUGCCAAGCGCUGUGUGUGUGUCUCCAAUACCAUCCGAAGCCUGUCAUUUGUGCCAGGCAACGACUUUGAGAUGUCUAAACACCCAGGGCUGCUGCUUAUCCUGGGCAAGCUAAUCCUGCUGCACCACAAGCACCCAGAACGGAAGCAGGCACCACUGACUUAUGAGAAAGAGGAGGAACAGGACCAAGGGGUGAGCUGUAACAAAGUUGAGUGGUGGUGGGACUGUUUGGAGAUGCUCCGGGAAAAUACUUUGGUCACACUGGCCAACAUCUCGGGGCAGUUGGACUUAUCCCCAUAUCCUGAAAGCAUUUGCCUGCCUGUCCUGGACGGACUCCUACACUGGGCAGUUUGCCCUUCAGCUGAAGCCCAGGACCCUUUCUCCACCCUGGGCCCCAAUGCCGUCCUCUCCCCCCAGAGACUGGUCUUAGAAACCCUCAGCAAACUCAGCAUCCAGGACAACAAUGUGGACCUGAUCCUGGCCACACCCCCCUUCAGCCGUCUGGAGAAGUUGUACAGCACCAUGGUGCGCUUCCUCAGUGACCGAAAGAACCCAGUGUGCCGAGAGAUGGCCGUGGUACUGCUGGCCAACCUGGCACAGGGGGACAGCCUGGCAGCCCGUGCCAUCGCAGUGCAGAAGGGCAGCAUCGGCAACCUCCUAGGCUUCCUUGAGGACAGCCUUGCUGCCACACAGUUUCAGCAGAGCCAAGCCAGCCUCCUCCACAUGCAGAACCCACCCUUUGAGCCAACUAGUGUGGACAUGAUGCGGCGUGCUGCGCGUGCGCUGCUAGCCUUGGCCAAGGUGGAUGAGAACCACUCAGAGUUCACUCUGUAUGAGUCAAGGCUGUUGGACAUCUCGGUGUCACCACUGAUGAACUCAUUGGUUUCACAAGUCAUUUGUGAUGUACUGUUUUUAAUUGGCCAGUCAUGACAGCCGUGGGACAUCUCCCCUCCCUGUGUGUGUGUGCGUGUGUGGAGAACUUAGAAACUGACUGUUGCCCUUUAUUUAUGCAAAACCACCUCAGAAUCCAGUUUACCCUAUGCUGUCCAGCUUCUCCCUUGGGAAAAUGUCUCUCCUGUUUCUCUCCUUCCUCUCCCCCUCACACCUUUCUUUUCCUCAUCCUCACCUUGCCCCCCCUCAGGACCCUACCCUAUUUGAAAAGACAAAGCUCUGCCUACAUAGAAGACUUUUUUUAUUUUAACCAAAGUUACUGUUGUUUACAGUGAGUUUGGGGAAAAAAAUAUAAAAAAUAAAAAUGGCUUUCCCGGUCCUUGCAUCAACGGGAUGCCACAUUUCAUAACUGUUUUUAAUGGUUAAAAAAAAAAGGAAAAAAUACAAAAAAAACUCUGAAAGACAAAAAGGUGACUGCUGAACUGUGUGUUGUACAUUCACAAUCUCGCAGGAGCCGAGAAGUUCGCAGUUGUGAGCAUACCCUGUUCACUGGAGAGGCCUGUGCAGUAGAGUGUAGACCCUUUCAUGUACUGUACUGUACACCUGAUACUGUAAACAUACUGUAAUAAUAACGUCUCACAUGGAAACGAGAGAAGACGCUGGGUCAGCAGCAAGCUGUAGUUUUUAAAAAUGUUUUUAGUUAAAUGUUGAGGAGAAAAAAAAAAAAAGGCUUUUCCCCCAAAGUAUCAUGUGUGAACCUACAACACCCUGACCUCUUUCUCUCCUCCUUGAUUGUAUGAAUAACCCUGAGAUCACCUCCUAGAACUGGUUUUAACCUUUAGCUGCAGCGGCCGCGCUGCCACUCGUGUAUAUAUAUGAUGUUGUACAUUGCACAUACCCUUGGAUCCCCACAGUUUGGUCCCUCUCCCAGCUACCCCUUUAUAGUAUGACGAGUUAACAAGUUGGUGACCUGCACAAAGCGAGACACAGCUAUUUAAUCUCUUGCCAGACAUUGCCCUUCUUGGUGCGAUGCUGUACAGGUCUCUGUAAAAAGUCCUUGCUGUCUCAGCAGCCAAUCAACUUAUAGUUUAUUUUUUUCUGGGUUUUUGUUUUGUUUUGUUUUUCUUUCUAAUCGAGGUGUGAAAAAGUUCUAGGUUCAGUUGAAGUUCCUGAUGAAGAAACACAAUUGAGAUUUUUUCAGUGAUAAAAUCUGCAUAUUUGUAUUUCAACAAUGUAGCUAAAACUUGAUGUAAAUUCCUCCUUUUUUUCCUUUUUUGGCUUAAUGAAUAUCAUUUAUUCAGUAUGAAAUCUUUAUACUAUAUGUUCCACGUGUUAAGAAUAAAUGUACAUUAAAUCUUGGUAA